Molecule: messenger RNA, 4988 nt
Organism: Anolis carolinensis (green anole)
Lineage: Eukaryota; Metazoa; Chordata; Lepidosauria; Squamata; Anolidae
Product: zinc finger protein with KRAB and SCAN domains 7
Exons: 8
Coding region: 1035-4595 (1186 amino acids)
Biological process (GO): regulation of transcription by RNA polymerase II
Molecular function (GO): RNA polymerase II cis-regulatory region sequence-specific DNA binding; DNA-binding transcription factor activity, RNA polymerase II-specific
Source: RefSeq, a predicted model, not a curated record
CACACCAGCCUCCAUGACGGACACAGUCUGUGGCUUAGAAGGAAAGCCUCCCAACCUCAUCCCUCCUUCCUUUCCUCCUUCCUCCCUUCCCUCUCCCUUCCUUCCUUCUCUCCUUGGUCUUCCUCCCUCCUUCCCUCCCUCCAUUUCCCUUCCCUCACAGACAGGCCACCUCGCAACAGCCACGCUGCCUCAGGGAGACCUACCACAUGGGGCCACUCUGCCUAGCAACAGCCACUCCUUCAUCUAGAAAUACUCACGUUCUUUUAUUUCCCUCUCCUUUGUUCCCAGAAGUUGUUUAUUUGUAAGUUCAAACUCCUCAGUUAUUUUCAGUUGGAGAAUAGUGUUUGGCACGUUUGUUCCAAAUCCAUGAAGCUAUCUAUGAAGGGAGCCCUUGUGGUGCAAACGGACGGACAAACCAACCAACCACACUUUUGGUAGAUAUAGGUAUAGAUAUAUACGCACAACCCAGAGUGGGGGAGCCAUUUUAGAUCCCAAGCGGCAGUGGCCAUUGUAAAUGGGGCAGUGUCAUGCCUAUCAAAUCCCCUUCAGAAGGCGGCCGCCAUUUUGAAUUCCCCUCAUUGAAGACAGUGGCCGUUGCUUCACCUCAGUGGGAAUCAAGAUGGCUGACAGAGUCUCUCUGCAGAGCGUCUCCCUUUUCUAGAAGGCUUUCACGCUCUUCCUUGUGAGUCUCCCUUGGUCAGAAAGAGAAACGGGAGCAGGAAGAGGAGCAGGCACCGCAUUCGGCCUGCAUUGGAAGCAUCUCGCCUCUCCUGGCAAACGCCUGGCACGUGGAGCGGCCCAAUGGAUGUUGCAUCAGUCUCAGAGGGCACAGAAUAUGGCAAGAGAUGAUCACUUACCUUUUAAUAAAACCAAAGAACUACACAAAUUACAAACAACUAGAAACAUCAUUUGUUUUGCUGCCUAGAAAAAUAAAGUGCAUUGCUGCCUACAAAAACAGCAACGCGCCCAACAACAACACAAGUGCAGCCAGGCUCCCAAACAAGUGGUAGACCCCUCCUGCCACCAAUCUAUGCAUGCCCUUCUGUGAGAGUAUGGCAACUAAAAGAAAGAAGAUUCUUGUAUCAAUGGAACAAAAACUUGAGGCAAUCAAGAGAUUGGAUAAAGGAGAGACGAUUAAGAUGGUUGCCAGUGACUAUGGUGUUGGAAGGGUAACAGUAGGAGACUGGAAAAGGCAUCGAUUGGAGAUAGAAAAAUGGUGUUCCUCCAGAGUUACCGAUGGUGCACUAAAAGAGAGGAAAACAAUGAAAAAGUGUGACUAUGAAAAAGUUAGUGAAGCUUUGUAUGUUUGGUAUAUGCAGUUCAGAGACAAAGGUGUGCCUAUUUCAGGGCCUAUUUUACAGCAGAAAGCAUUGCAUUUUCAAAAGGAAUUUAAUGAAGGGGACCCAGAUUUUAGCGCAAGCGCUGGUUGGCUCAACAGGUGGAAGAAACGUUAUGGAAUCCGUCUCUUAAGUGUUUGUGGUGAGCAGCUGUCAUCAAAUUAUCAAGAAAUGGAGGCAUUCAAGAAAAAAUUACAAGACUUUGUUGAAACUGAAAGCCUAAUGGACGAUCAGAUUUUUAAUUGUGAUGAGACCUGCCUCAAUUACAAAAUGUUACCUAGUAGGAGCCUUUACUAUGGCUAUAAGCAUAGUAAAGAACGGCUGACCAUUUUAGCAUGCAGCAAUGCUACCGCAAGCCACAAAAUGGACCUCGCAAUGAUUGGGAAGCCCAAAAAUUUAAGAGCCUUUAAAACAGUUUCAAAAAACGUUAUUCCUGUAAAAUAUUAUAAUCAAAAAAAUGCAUGGAUGACCAGUGAAAUUUUCAAAGACUGGUUUUUUAAGGAAUUUGUUCCUUCCACUGAGAAAUUUUUGAAAGAAAAUUACCUGCCCAGAAAAGCAGUUUUGUUGCUAGACAAUGCCCCAACGCACCCUGAUGCAGAGAAGCUUCAAGAUGGGGACAUUAAGGCGAUGUUUCUGCCACCUAAUGUAGCCGCCAUAUGCCAACCAAUGGAUCAGGGCAUUUUGGAAACGGUAAAAAGGAACUAUCGCAGGAAGCUACUGUCAACAAUAAUAGAAGAAAUUGAAGAAGGGCAAGACAUGAUUGAAAAAUGGAAAAACAUCAAUGUAAAAGAAGUUGCUUAUUGGGUUGCAAGGGCCUGGACUGACGUUAAGGCUCCAACAAUUGCCAGAUCAUGGAAGAAGUUGUUAGGCGAAGAUAAAGAUGAAAUUAUGGAAAGGGAAAGCACAGAUGAAACCGAAGAAAGCAUUCUACCCUUAGUACAGCGUGUCCCUGGGUGUAAGAAUGUGUCUUCGCAAGAAGUUGAAAGUUGGAUGAAUGGAGACGAUCAGUGUGAAAUAACUGAUGAAGAAAUUGUCACUCUUAUCAAUAACGAUGGCAAUGGCGACGAAAUUGAUGAUCAAGCAACAACUGUCGAGCCUCUUAGAAUUUCGCACAAGGAUAGGGUUGGGACUCAAGAAACCGCAGUGACAUAUAUUGAGCAACAAGAAGAAGCUACAGGGAUUGACAUGAUGCUGCAAAGAUGGCGAGACUCGGCAGCAAAGAAACGGCAAUCAUCGGGAAAGCAGGGGAACCUGGCAAAAGUGAAAUAUCUAGCGGAUAGGAUGGGAGGGAAAGACUCUUCGGAGCCCAACCUGGGAAAAGGCCCUUCCCUCAUUCAGGCCAAGCCUAGUGGAGCAUUGGAGGAAAGAGCCAGGCAGAAAAGCCUGCAGGAGGAAGUGCUCUCUUCAGAUUUACGGAGCCAGCAAUUCAGGAACUUUGGCUACAGGGAGAUGUUGGGACCUCGGGAGGUUUGCAGCCAGCUGCACCUUCUCUGCCGCCAGUGGCUCCAACCAGAAAGACACACCAAGGCGGAGAUGUUGGACUUGGUGGUGUUUGAGCAGUUCCUGGCUCUCCUUCCGCCUGAGAUGUCAUCCUGGGUGAGAGAAUGUGGGGCAGAGACCAGUUCCCAGGCGGUGGGCCUGGCAGAAGGCUUCCUCCUGAGUCAGGCAGAGAAGAGGCAGGAAGAGGAGCAGGAUUUGUUUCCGGAAAGGAUCCCUGAGGUAGAUCAGUGUUUUCCUGAAUCCAGUCAAAGGCAGCAGCCAAGGUGGAUGGUUCAGGACGGAGAAGGAAAGUCUCCCUCAAUGGGAGAGGGAACAAGGACUGGGUCUACCAGUAUAAGUGCAUCUCUUCCUCAUGAUGAACUCAGAACAGCAUCUGCAAAAGUACAUCAGGUGACUUUUGAGGAGGUGGCUGUGGAUUUCACAGAAGAAGAGUGGGCUCUGUUGGACCCAGGCCAAAGGGCCCUUCAUCAGAAGGUGAUGGAGGAGAAUUUGGAAAUCCUGUUCUCUCUGGGAAGAAAUUCUGGAAACAAUUCCUCGUUAAGAUCCCAACUUCUGACAGAUCAAGGAACCAAAACAGCUGAAAAAAUAUCAAAGCGUUUGAAGGGUAAAAAUAGAUUCCGAAAAAAUGCAUUCCUUACCCGUUACAAAUCAAAUCACACAGGGAAGAAACCAUUUCAUUGUUGGGUCUGCAGAAAGGGUUUCAUUUGGAAGAGUCACCUCCUUUGUCAUCAAGCAACUCACACUGGAGAGAAACCAUUUACAUGUGCAGAGUGUGGGAAAGGCUUUAUUCUGAAGGCAUGCCUCACUCGGCAUCAAGCAACUCACACUGGGGAAAAACCAUUAAAAUGCCCGGAGUGUGGGAAAGGCUUUAUUUGGAAGGCACACCUCACUUGGCAUCAAGCAACUCACACUGGGGAAAAACCAUUCAAAUGCCCGGAGUGUGGGAAAGGCUUUAUUUGGAAGGCACACCUCACUCAGCAUCAAGCAACUCACACUGAGGAAAAACCAUUCAAAUGCCUGGAGUGUGGAAAAAGUUUCACUCGGAAGACAUCCCUUACCUAUCAUCAAGCCACUCACAAUGGGGAGAAGCCAUUUCAGUGUCUGGAAUGUGGGAAAGGAUUUAUUCGGAAGGCAGAUCUGACUCUUCAUGAAACGAUUCACAGUGGGCAGAAGCCAUUUCAGUGUCUGGAAUGUGGGAAAGAAUUUAUUCAGAAGGCACAGCUCACUGGGCAUCAAGCAAUUCACACUGGAGAGAAACCAUUUACAUGUGCAGAGUGUGGAAAAGGCUUUAUUCGGAAGGCACACCUCACUCAGCAUCAAGCAACUCACACUGGGGAAAAAGCAUUCAAAUGCCCGGAGUGUGGAAAAAGUUUCACUCAUAAGACAUCCCUCACUUAUCAUCAAGCCACUCACAAUGGGGAGAAGCCAUUUCAGUGUCUGGAAUGUGGGAAAGGAUUUAUUUGGAAGGUACACCUCACUCGGCAUCAAGCAAUUCACACUGGAGAGAAACCAUUUGCAUGUGCAGAGUGUGGAAAAGGCUUUAUUCGGAAGGCACACCUCACUCAGCAUCAAGCAAUUCACACUGGGAAAAAACCAAUCCAAUUCCCGGAGUGUGGGAAAAGUUUCACUCAUAAGACAUCCUUCACCUAUCAUCAAGCCACUCACAAUGGGGAGAAGCCAUUUCAGUGUCUGGAAUGUGGGAAAGGAUUUAUUCGGAAGAGAGAUCUCACUUGGCAUCAAGCAAUUCACACUGGGUGAAACCAUUCAAAUUAGAGUGUGGGAAAGUUUCAAUCACAAGGUAUCAAUUACUCCUCAUCAAACAGCACACAUAGUGGAGAUACGAUUUAAAUGCUUGGAGUGUGGGAAAGGAUUUUUUCCGGAAGAACAGCCUUUCUGAGCAUCAAAGAACCCACAGUGUGGAGAGGCCAUUCAAAUGCCUGGAGUGUGGAAAAGGUUUCAGUCGGGAGGCCUGCCUUGGUCGUCAUCAAGCAACUCACUCAAGGCAGAAGCAGUUGAAGGUCUUGCAUGACAUUAAAAAUCCAUAGUGAUGAAAAACCAUUGAUACGUUUAGAGUCUGAAAAGUGUUUCACUAAUGACUCACAGAACAACUCCUAUGCAAGAAUACAUAGAAAAUAAAUCGUUCAGAGUCUU